This is a messenger RNA of Sceloporus undulatus (fence lizard), 6159 nucleotides long. RefSeq names its product mediator complex subunit 29 (gene MED29). The record is from RefSeq and is a predicted model, not a curated record. The coding region runs from base 435 to 1085 and encodes 216 amino acids. Gene Ontology annotation, biological process: regulation of transcription by RNA polymerase II. Lineage: Eukaryota; Metazoa; Chordata; Lepidosauria; Squamata; Phrynosomatidae. The transcript is spliced from 4 exons. Gene Ontology annotation, molecular function: transcription coregulator activity; transcription factor binding. Gene Ontology annotation, cellular component: mediator complex.
AAUAAACAGGCUUUUAUUUUCAAGGAGACUCCCAGAUUAAUGUUUUGCCACUCUGUAUUUGCGCGGUGCAUGUUGGGAAACUGAUGUUUUUUUGGCCUCACUACUCGCGCAGUGCAUGCCGGGUGCCCUCCUUCCCUCGAACUUAACUUUCGCCUCAGGAGUUGCGCGGUGCAUGCUGGGAACUGACGGUCUUUAUUGUUUUUCCCUCAGUACUCUCGCAGUGUAUGCCGGGUAGCUCCUUCCCCUCACGCUUAGGUACUUUGUUUCUCCCCCUCAGAGGAGUUGUGCGAUGCAUGCUGGGAACGGACUCCAUUUUCCCUCCUCAGUACUCUCGCAGUGCAUGCCGGGAGCCGUAGUCCCUCCCCUUGGUCAAUUGCUGCGCGGCACGCCGGGAACAGUAGUCCCCUGAGGCCAUAUGGGUUGCAUGAGGUAACAUGGCGGCGGCUCAGCAGCAGCAACAGCAGCAGCAGUUGACCCUAUUGCAGGCGCAAGUGGGGCCUCCUUCUGCUUCGUCCGCCGCCGCUGGAGCCUCCACCUCGGCUCCUGGCUCUGGCGCUGGAGGGCAAGCGGGGCCGGGACAGGGCACAGCGGUAGCGGCUCCCUUAGCGGUGGGCCAGGCUCCAUCUGGGAUACAAGUGGCCGCGCAGGCGCAGGAUUUCGACCCGGUGCAGCGCUUCCGCCUUUUGCUGCCGCAGCUGAAGGAGAGCCUCCAGAACCUGAUGAAAGUAGCUGCUCAGAACUUUGUGCAGAACACAAACAUCGACAGUGGCCAAAAAAGCAACGAUGGCCCUGUUCAGAGAGUGGACAAGAGCCUAGAAGAAUUCUAUGCCUUGUGUGACCAGCUAGAACUCUGCCUGCGCCUAGCCUACGAGUGCCUCUCCCAGAGUUUCGACAGCGCCAAGCACUCCCCGACCCUCGUCCCAACGGCCACCAAGCCGGACGCGGUCCAGACAGAGAGCCUUCCCUACACCCAGUACCUCAGCAUGAUCAAGUCCCAGAUCUCAUGUGCCAAGGAUAUCCACAACGCCCUCCUCGAGUGCUCCAACAAGAUCACCGGCAAAGUGCCCUCCCAGGGGGUGCUGUAACCAGAGGUGCCAACCAAGCCCAUGGCUUCUGGCUUAGAACUCACUGGGCCUGUCUGCUGGAGCCCAGGAGAGGGUGGCACAGCCAACGCGAACUGGGUGCAGAGCUUCUUAGUCUGGCUCCUGCAUCUGCCCUUGGUUUCUUUCCCCUUUUUGUUUGACUGGGAUUCACCAAGCUGUUUCCUAUUUUGGGUUUUUUUUUUCAGUCUAGGUUGCUAGCCCUAUUGUUCACGCUCCUGUUUGUGUACCGCAGGGUUGAGGGAAGUGUGACCCAUGUGCCACAUGUGGGCUGCUAACACCACCCUUGAGAUCUGUACACUGCACAGGGUUUGGAGUUGUUUGGUUACAGGUUGGUUUUGUGAACUGCAGAGAAGGCUUUAUGGAGUUUUGAAGGGCACAAGCUCCCUCUUGGAUUUACCUGGCUGUUCUCAAUCCACCAUUUCAGAUUUGUGGAUGGACCUUAAGGAACAUCUCAUAAUAGGAGCAACCACCCACUGUUAGUAACUGUUCCUCUGGCUAUGUGUUUUUAUCAUUCCAUCAGCUGUUUGGUUUGCACUCCUUCCAGACAAAGUGGGUCUGGAAACAGACUUUGCAAAGUUCCCUCAAGCAUCCCUCCCAGAAGGAAUCACUGUGAAGGGAGAUUUCCCCCCAGACCCCCUUGACAUUUUUCACCUUGACUUCCAUGUAAGUCAAGGUAACUUGGGGGCCAAUUGCCAACUGUCGCAUCCUUGUGCACAUACACCAAACUUCACCUGAAGCCCAAAUGCCAUGGUUUUCCUCUGCAGUCCCUCUCAAAAUAGUGACGGAUGUGAUGCCACAUCACUUCUUCUCAUCAUUUUGAGAAGGCCUAUAGAGGCAAAAUGGAGAUACUUGGGACAGGUCUGCAGUGCUUGUGAGGGUAUUGUCAUGUGUUGUCAUGCGUUUGUGUGGUUUAGUGGUAAAAGCUGCCUGAAAAUCACACCUUUAAAAAAAAUAGAACGGCCUAUUGGAACUGGUGAGGGACUUUAGGAACCCCAAAUUAGGGUCUAGGGACUGCAUGUGCCAGCAGGCAGAGCUUUGUCCAUCCCUGAUGUGGGUCUUUGUUUAUGUACAAGUGUGUGAUGUUACCUUUUUCUGUCAUUGGAUAAAUAUCUCUGGAAAUCAGAUAUCCUGGGCCUGGAUAUAAAAUGCCUAAGUCUGUACUUUCCCUUCUUAAUGUGUGUUCAGAAGAAAGCAUGUCAGUAUCACAGAAUGUGUCCCAGGGAUCUUGGUUCAAGUUGGACAUGCUCCUCCAAACUCUCUUUGUUGUACUGGGAAUGAAUUCUGCUCUUAAUGGGUUUUCUUGUGGUCCCAAAGCAAACCCUCCUGUCUGGGGACUUAACAUCUUACAACUCAAGAGACCUUAAAGGUCUCUUUCACAGUACACCAUUUUGAGACCCUUUUGAAUGUCAUGGCAGCAUCCAGUGAACUCCUGGGAUUUGCCAUUUGAUGGAGGUAUUUAGAAUUCACCACCAGAGAGCUCUGUGCCCUCAACAAGCUAUGAAUCCCAUGAAGCCACCGUGCCAGUUCUCAAAAUGCUGUAACGGUGUGGUUUGAAAGGGUUUGGGAAUUGUGAUCCCUUAAAAACCACCCAAGAGAGUCCCUUUUCAGAGAAAGGAACCUGAGAGCUGGACUGUAACGUUGAUAUUCGCCCUGCCUGACCCCCGCCCCACGCUUUCUCUUUGUGGGUGGGUACCUCCUUCCCUAUUUCUUGCGGGUUUCACUACCGUUUUUUUGUGAGAACUCAGAGAAUAGGGCAGCACCAAGCGGGAGGAAAUGUGUCAUUCUCUAUAGGGAAGGAUCAACACGUCCCUUGUUCUCUGAACUCCCAUUGUGCAAGAAUUUUCUCAUAGCAACCACCUUCGUUUCUUUGUUAGCAUGAGUAUGUGUAUAUAUAUGUUUGAAUUUUCUUAAGUGUUCUUUUCAAAAUCAGUUUUCUUAUCUAACCGGCCUCUUGUUGACUCAGACGAAGGAGUUUCUUGGGUUUGUACGGCGACUUAUCCGGAGGGUGGCUUUUGAUUUAUUUCCCUCCCAAAUAAAAACUGAAAUAACACCUCUGACCAUCCCCAGUGCGCCAUCGCUCUGCGAUACAUGGAUUCUUCUGCUGCAUGUGGAUGAACACUUGUUUAUUUUAUUGUUCCCAAACUUUGGUCUUCCAGAUGUUUGGGACUUCAGCUCCCAGAAUUCCUGACUAUUGGCCAAGCUGGCUGGGGCUUCUAGGAGCUGAAGUCCCAAACACCUGGAGGACUAAAGUUUGGGAAUCACUGCUGGGCAUUUGACACAAAGCUAACAGCUUAUAUAGUUUUGGGUGAGUUUUUCGGGCUAUGAGGCCGUGUCCUAGAAGAGUUUAUUCCUGACGUUUCGCCAGCAGCUGUGGCUGGCAUCUUCAGAGAAGAUGGAGAAACAUCAGGAAUAAACUCUUCUAGAAUAUUGGCCACAUAGCUUGAAUAUUUUAAAAAGCAGCUGAAAAGUGGGAUGAUGGAGGAUGAUGAAUGAAAAUCAGGACAGUUCAACAUCCCUUCCAAAUUGGGACAGUUGCAGGAGAUAUGAGAGGCUUUAAAAGUCUGGGCAGCUUAGAAAGAAACAGGCCCAUCCCACCCGCUUCCAGCAAAACUUGGCCCAAUCCAUCACAAGUGCCUCUGUGGUUUCUUUGGCUUGCCAAGAAAAGGACAAGGCUGGCUUCUGUUUCCCUUGCCCACGCUUGUGCACCUGGUUCCUCCGCAAACUCCACAUGGGAGCUUUUAUAUAUAUAUAAAUUUUUCCAAGAAGCAGAGAGGAAGAAAGGGACAUCCAGUUCUCUGUAGUAGGACUUGUGGCCGGAAAAGCACCGUUGCAUCACAGCAGCCCGGUGUGUGCCUCUCCCCCCCAAUCUCUCUUCCCUAGAUUUUGUAUUUUUUUUACAAUCCAGCAGCUCAAUCCUGGAAAAAACCAGCAGCCUCUUGGUACCUUCUCCCUUGCUUGCAGUCAUGUCUCAAGGCCUUUCUCCCCACCCUGCUUUUGGGAGGAAGAAGGGGGCAGAGAAAACCACAGUGGCCCAGAGAGAACAGCUUGUCCCAAGUUGUUUUGGCUGCACCUCUUUCCUCUCUUUUUGGCGCUGGGAGCCAGAGAGGGAGGGAGAGGGUGAGAUAUUGGAAAAAGGCAAUUCCUGCCAAACCGCAGGCCUCGAGAAAAGGGAAAAAAAGAUCCCCGUUUGGCAUUCCCAAAGGGGCUCAUUCCCCCAAGGAUGGCCAAAGGUGGAUUCCAAGAAUGACACAUCACCGCUUUGCUUUGAGCUCAGGAGUCAAACCAUGUUGCAAAGCACUGGUCUGUUUGGACAGCAUCAAGCUUAUUUAUGUUGUGUGCCUUCGAGCCAUUUUUGACUUCUGGCGACCCUAAGGCAAACCUAUCCUGGGGUUUUCUUGGCAAGGUUUGUUUGGACGAGGUUUGCUAUUGCUUUCUUCUGAGUGCAAACUGUUUUUGCAGGAAUUGGAGUAGGCUGAGGACAAAGCCAGAGGAGGAGAGACAGACCAGGGCAAUUUAAAAGCAACUGUAAAAGUGGGAUGAUAGAGGAUUAUUCUAGACUGUCUCUACUAAAGUGGGGACCAUAUAUCUUCAGCACUUUUGAUUUGUUGUUGUUGUGUGUCUUCCAAGUCAUUUCCAACUUAUGGUGACUCUAAAGCAAACCUAUCAUGGGGUUUUCUUGGCCAGAUUUGUUCAGAGGAGGUUUGCCAUUGCCUUUCCCUGAGGCUGAGAGAGUGUGACUUGACCAAGGGCACCCAGUGGGUUUCAUGGGCAAGUUGGGAUUCAAACCUAUACACACACACACUCCAUGGGUUUUUAAUUUCCCAGUUCCCUAAUUCAAAGCAUUGCUCCAGCAGAUAAGGAAGCCAAGGGCAAACAUUGUCCCUGAGUGUCUAUCUGCAAAAACAAAAAUUUCCAAGUGGUUUAUCAGACUCUUUGGCUUUAUGCGCAGGUGCCUGCAUUUCUCCAAGAAACUCCAGCUGCCGCUGCUGCCGCCACCCGAACCCAGCUCUUGGAAAGUAACAAUCCUGUCAUUGUUUAAUCCAGGGAUGAAUCAAAACCCAAGACAAGGUCCUGUGUGUAAAGCAUCUGCCAAAAGGUCGACUCACUUCUCAGCUCCCAAGGGAAAAAGCUAGCAUUAAACAGAAAGCAGAGUAUUUUGUUCACCAAGCUCAGGAAAGUCCCUUUCUUUGGACUACAGCUCCCAUUAUCCCCCUCCCUGGCCAGCAUGGUGGGAGUUGCAGUCCAAAAAGAAACCUUCUCAAUGAAACUUCAGAUCCCACCUCUCUUCCUUUUUGGCUUGUCUCACCAGCAAAAGUCUAAGGGCCUGGAAAUUGGCCUCAGUUCACAUGCUCAGAGGCACUCUCCUUUUACUAUGGCACAGAUUUCAGUCCCACACAGGACAGGGUGACCACAUGUCCUCCUUUUCCAGGACAGAUCCUCCAUUUCAACCUUCUGCCCAGGAGGAAUCCCAGCAUGUCCUCCAUUCAGAGCAUGGCUAAGAAGCAUGCAUUGAUAUUUCUAUGAGCACUUUUUUUAGCUUUUGUUUGGGAAUCUAUAUUUUUCAUGAAUGUCCUAUAUUUUGCAGUGCCUUGUCCUCCUUUGUGGUUAGGACCUCUGGUCGCCGGAACAUCCCAAGAUUCCUUCAGAACUGAAACUUCUGGGAGUGCAUCUGCACUGUAGAAAUAAUGCAGUUCGAUGCCACUUUAAGGGCUGUAGGGCUUAUGAAAUCCUAGCUUUUGUAGGUUUGCAAGGUUGUUGGACUUGUCUGCCAAAGAGUGCUGCUGCCUCACAAAACUACAAAUCCCAGGAUUUGAAAGGAUGGAACUGGGGCAGUUAAAGUGGUGUCAAACUGCGUUAUUUCUACGGUGCAGAUGCACUUUGGGUUGUUGGUGUGAGGCCACUUUGGUUAAUGUUUUGCAGAAAGUGAAGGUCUGAAGUCCAGCUAUGCACCCUUCAUUUGCAAAUCUCCUUUUUGGCCUGAUGGGGGCACACUUUUCCCUGUCUUCUAGUACUAGAUUGAACCUUGGUUUUGCGAUCAUUAAAGACUGAGGAAUGA